Botrytis sinoallii is the source of this 702-nucleotide messenger RNA. RefSeq lists its product as uncharacterized. Lineage: Eukaryota; Fungi; Ascomycota; Leotiomycetes; Helotiales; Sclerotiniaceae. Gene Ontology annotation, biological process: protein targeting to ER. Gene Ontology annotation, cellular component: signal peptidase complex; membrane. The transcript is spliced from 2 exons. The coding region runs from base 1 to 702 and encodes 233 amino acids. The record is from RefSeq and is a predicted model, not a curated record.
AUGGCUUCAGAAAGAAUAUCUGUACAUUCUCUCCCUGAUCUCAAAAACACCUCCGACGAUGCUCUCCCCACCUACCUAAACUCCCUCAAAUUCACCCAGUCACAUACUCUCUCUGAUGCUCGUCUGGCAAUUGGUUAUACAUCUGUCUUAGUCUGCGGUGCCUGUUUCUACUGGGACUACACCUAUGGUUUUGAGCCUACAAAGUCCUAUACAGCAAUUGCGGUUGGAAUCUACUUUAUCCUCAACACCUUCCUUACCUUCUGGUUAUUCUAUGUCGAGAAAGGAAUUAUAUAUAUCGGCACAUCUCCAGACAAGAAACACAUCAUCGAAAUCUCUACUCAAACUAAAAAACAUCAACCAAUUUAUAACUUAACAUUCAAGAUAUAUGAAGCGGCCAAAGGCAGAUCCGGACAACCAAAGGAAGAGAGAACCUUGAGAAAACCUUUUAGAGAAUGGUUUGAUGUGAAAGGUCAUUUUAUUGUACAACCAUUCCAGGAGAUGUUGGCGAGUAAUAUCUCAGUGAUUGGAGCUGUCGAUCAAAAGAGAGUGGUUAAAGAUGAGAAAAAGGUUGAGCAAGAAGGCCAAGCAGAUCUAAGUAUGGAUGACAAAUGGGCAGCAUUAUUGAAGGAGAGUAGUGGUGAUGUUGAGACUUCUGGGACAGAAAAGGCAGCUGGAGGAAAGAAGAGAAGCAAGAAGAUUUGA